Molecule: messenger RNA, 2334 nt
Organism: Cyprinodon variegatus (sheepshead minnow)
Lineage: Eukaryota; Metazoa; Chordata; Actinopteri; Cyprinodontiformes; Cyprinodontidae
Product: cyclin G2
Exons: 8
Coding region: 176-1183 (335 amino acids)
Biological process (GO): regulation of cyclin-dependent protein serine/threonine kinase activity; mitotic cell cycle phase transition
Cellular component (GO): cyclin-dependent protein kinase holoenzyme complex; nucleus; cytoplasm
Molecular function (GO): cyclin-dependent protein serine/threonine kinase regulator activity
Source: RefSeq, a predicted model, not a curated record
AGUUUACCAGCAGAUUAGCGCUUACUUGUUUAUUAGGGGUGUAGCUCCUGGUCUUGGAUCGAGCAUCCUGAGUAUUUUAUGACAUUUCGGACUCCUUGCAGGGAGCAACAUGGAAACAUGAGGAGGUGAAGGUGGCAGAGCGGUAAUCCUGCAUGUCGGCGCUUUUUGGGAAAGGAUGAGAGAUCUUCAGGGCAUUGACAGCUUGCUCUUGAAAGAGCUGAAAUCAUGCUGUGCCAAAGAGUACAGUUUCCUGCCCAGGGAAACGGGCCUGAACCUGAUGGAGUCCACAUCUCCAGAGAUUCGCAGUGGAGUGUCUGCGAAAUGCAGAGACAGCAAAGUGGAGGAGCUGUGGAGCCUGACCAGUUUCUUUGGCUACAGGACGCAGACCUUUGUGCAGGCUGUCAAUUUGCUCGACAGAUUUCUCACCAUCAUGAAGGUCCAGCCCAAACACGUGCCCUGCAUCGGAGUGUGCUGUCUGCAUAUAGCUGCCAAAAUGGUUGAGGAGGAGAGCGACGUCUCACCCACUCACGAACUCAUUCGCAUCAGCCAGAGCAGGUUCACCGUGUCCGACCUCAGCCGUAUGGAGAAAAUCAUUUCGGAGAAACUCAGCGUGGAUCCCAACGCAGUGACGGCCCUGACCUUCCUGCACCUCUACCACUCGGCCACCGCCUCCUUGUUAGCUGAAAGGGAGGAGAUCCCAAGCAUUGGGAGGCUGGAAGUGCAGCUAAAAGCCUGCUUAUGCCGGCUUGUUUUCUCUAAAGCAAAACCGUCAGUGCUGGCGUUGUCCCUCAUUGCUCAGGAGUUUGAAGCCCUUCAGUCAGUCCCGUUGUUGAAGAUUAUCCAGCAAUUCCAAAAGCAUCUAAAGAUCAGCGACAGUGAGCUGCUCCACUGGAAGGAACUCGUGACCAAAUGCAUGAUCGAAUACCAUUCGAGUGAAUGCACCAAACCGGAUAACAAGAAGCUCCUUUGGAUCGUGUCCAGGAGAACAGCUCAAAGUCUGCAGAACUGUCACUUUAGUGUUCCAGGCCUGCCGACGAUUCCUGAGAUGAGCUGGGACGAGAGUGAGAGCGAGGAUUCUUGCGGGGACCUGAGCAGCGGCGAGGACAGUCCGUGCGGCUCUUUAGGAAGCGACGGCGAGGGAGCCUUCUUCCCCUGCUCCUUCCACCACUGUGCAGACGGCUGACCAAAGAAGAGAAGCAGUGGCAGACAUCCACUGCGUCUUUCAGUCACAAUCUAUUUCAUGGCAACUUUUUCUGUUAAUGUGCAUGUUUUGAAUCUUAAAUGUGAAUCUGUAUUCCUUAGCGUUACCCCUGCUAGCCCCUUCCCUCUUAAUGCACUUAAGCCUGCAGCUACUCAAUAGAUGUUUUUUAUUUUUAUUGUUUUUUAUUUGUUUGUUUUUUUGCCAAAGCAAACCUAAAUCAGCAUGGCUGUGUAAGUGUUUAUGGGGUUGUUACUGUUGAUAGAGAGAUCUUUCUUUAUCUAUAGUUGCAACAUCAGCAGGCAAAAAACUGUAGAACCAAACUAGACCAGAUUACACGAAACUAGAUAUUUGAAUGGUUGUUAUGGCAAUAACAUAUUUUUAACAUUGACUUCUGUUUGCGAGUGUAGCGGUUGAAGGAGAUCACACCUGUUAUUUAACAGGCUUUUUCAUCCUACUUUUCUGCUUGAACAGAUAUAAAAGAGGGAUUUAGGGGUAGAUGGGGAUUCGUCCUUUGUGUGUUGAUGCAAAAUGUCAGAUCGUCUAUGAAAAAGUGCCUGUGUUACAUCUGCUUGCUGAGUGUGUGUGAUAAAUAUGUGACAUAUCUUAAUAAUUUAGUCUAGAAAAUUGUAAUAAUUAAGGCGGCUUGAUGAUAGAACUUUUCAAGUCUUCUUUCUAGUUGGUUUUUUUCAACUACGACACAUUUAAGUAGAAAAGUUGAAGCACAAAUGACUUGAUCUGCCUCUUUAUGUUGCACAUUCAGUCUGAAAACCAGCAGCCAACAUCCUCAGUAGUUGUUUUUCUAAUACCCGUACCAUGUAAUAACGUGCAGUGUUCUGUAUAUACACACAUGUAUGUUUGCUAACAUUAUUCCAAUAUGUCAUUUUAUGUUAUUGGGACUAAACUGUUAAUGCAUGAUGCACUCAAAUGUGAAUAUACCGUGGUUCAUGUUAACCAAGAUAAGCUCAUGUCAAAGACAAAAUGUAAAAAAAAAAAAAAAAUGUAAAUAUCAUGUAAAAGACAAUAUAAAAAGCUUGUUUUGUGAUGUCAUAUAUCAGUUACUGUAUUUAUAUUUUAUGUGGAAUACAGAGAAAGGACACAGAUAACCCUUAUGAAUAAAACCAGAUAUAUUUUUA